Molecule: messenger RNA, 2708 nt
Organism: Aspergillus ibericus CBS 121593
Lineage: Eukaryota; Fungi; Ascomycota; Eurotiomycetes; Eurotiales; Aspergillaceae
Exons: 5
Coding region: 272-2704 (810 amino acids)
Biological process (GO): positive regulation of transcription by RNA polymerase II; DNA-templated transcription
Cellular component (GO): nucleus
Molecular function (GO): zinc ion binding; sequence-specific DNA binding; DNA-binding transcription factor activity, RNA polymerase II-specific
Source: RefSeq, a predicted model, not a curated record
CUAGUUCGAGAAGAAAUGCGCUCAAUACGAAACCAACCAACAACAACAACGGCCGCGGCUCCUUCACAGCUUCCUCAGCACGCCGCCCGCCCGCCACGUGAUCCCCGGCUUACUGGUGCGUCAUUGGAUUGGCGAAAACUCGCGAUCGGGCGGAAUCUGACACUUCUCUCCCAUCUCUCAUUUCCUCCCAUCCCACCGGCUCAUGGUCGCAUGCUAUCCUUCCCUAUCUCCCUAAUGACUGCAAAGCAGUCGAGUGCUCCUCGUUCUCGCCAUGUUCCGCCACUUCCAGAUGCCCCCACCCCCCAAUGGGAACCCUACCCAGUCCGAUGCCGCCGGGAGACCCAAGGACCGUACCCGCCGGGCAUGUGAGCGAUGUCGCCAGAUGAAAAUCAAGUGCGAUGGUGCCACCACCUGCAACCAUUGUCGCACCUCCUUCAAUGACUGCGUUUAUCCCGAACCACGUCGCAAACGAAAAGCUUCCCCGCAUUUCGACCGCCUGCAGGAGUUGGAGAAAAGGGUCAAGGCCAUGGAGGAGUCCUAUCAUACCAUCUCGGCCGCCAAAGACUCGCCCCCGUCCGACAAGUCCUCGACUCAACCGCAUCCGUCGUCAACAACCGGCGCCAUCGAUGCCGAUACCGAUCCGACAGAGUCCCGGGCUCAGGCGCGGCCAAGCCAAGGCGAAGCCCGGUUUGGUGUCUCCUCGGCCGACCGAGCUUUUAUAGAGCGCCUCAAGGCGGAGCUGGGAGACUGGCCAGGUGCCGACUUCGACAGCCGACUUCGCAUCAGGGAGAAACAACCCGGCGUCAAGCUCUUCCAGUCGGCCAAUCCGGCGCCCCGGGUCGUCGCCCUGCCACCGCGCGAACGGGCAGAGCACUUGACUAACAUCGCGUUGGAUGCCAGUGUGCUGUAUCAUGUGGUGCAUCGACCAACGUUUGACUCGGCCUUCGAAUUGCUCUACAGCUUGGAUCGGAGUGACUACGGGGAGGGCGAACUGCGGCACAUUCCGCUGGUCUACGCCCUCAUGGCCUUGGGAUGUUUAUUCGAGAAGGUAGUAGAUGGUUCGUCGGAGAGUGGGGAUGAUAUAACCGCGGAGAGGACAAAGUACUUUGCGACGUGCCGUGACCUGGUUGAUCUUCAUGACUGCAGUGACAUUGUAACCCUACAAGCGAUCUUCUACAUGAACCUGUUCAUUCUGAGUACUGAAAGGCUCUCGCCAUGCUACACGUGUCUCUCCCAUGCCUUUUCUUUGGCCGUUCGCAUGAACCUCCAGUUGCCAAAUUCGAGAGACAACCUCAUAGUCGCGGAGAUCAAACGGCGGCUCUUCUGGUCGUUGCGACAACUGUUGAUGGUCGUCGCAUCAAUGUGCGGCUAUCCGCAGCCAAUCCGGGCCACCGAGAUCGACAUUGAACAGCCCCUGGAUUUGGAUGAUAACGACCUCAAGUCGAAUAGGAUAUCCCAGUCCUUGCAAGACCCUGCCAUGAUCCGGAGUAUGUCCGGGUCCGUGGCCCUUUUAAAGCUACAUAAUAUUCUGGAUCGGAUUGUGCAUGAGCUGUAUCCGUCGGGUGGGGUGCGGAGAAAAACCAACAGUGGGUCGAUGAGCCACCUGGUAAGCAAUGAAAUUGUCACGCAGCUUGAGGGUGAGCUGCAGAAGUGGGCUGCGUCACUACCGCUUGGCUAUCGACUGGGAAGAAGUCGAUAUGCUCCACACCUGGAAAAGGCCAAGUACGAGCUGUGGAUGACAUAUUCUCACGUCCAGAUUCUCCUAUAUCGGCCAUUCCUGCAUUACUUUGUCGAUAACACCGAGAGCAAUGGCCAUGCCGAGCACGGAUUCCAUAAAUAUGCCUCGGCGUGUGUUGAUGCCAGCCGUAAUCUCAUCCGUCUGACGGAGGACAUGCAUCGAGAUGGGCUUCUCUACGGGGCACACUGGCGGAUUGCGUACAUGGUUUGCACGGCUGGGCUGUCAUUAGUAUACGUGGUGGUUGGCUCCAAGAGCCCCGACACCGUCAAGGCGCUGAAGGUCGACUUAAACACGGCAAAGCGUAUGCUGAUGUGCCUCACCCCUUACAGCUCCCAUUCCCGUCGCCUUCACGUGGCAUUGACGGUACUGACAGCUACAUUUACCAAAUCGGAUCAUGGGUCGCAAUCUCAAAGUCCGAAUGAUACCGUCGAGGUGGGCUCGGAAAGGCCCAGUGCGCCGUAUACAGCCGGCCUGACGGAGCACGCCUUUGACGCUACCCCCCAGAGGGACCAGAAGUACAUCGGCCCUGCCGUGGAUGAGACGGUAGCGUCCGAUCCGAAUCUCUACCCGCGCGGCAUUGAGACGCAUACUCCCCAGGUCAAUGCGACCGAGAGCUUCCCACUUGUUGCUGUUUCCCAACCCCAAAUGACACAUUUGGACUCUACCCCGGUAGCGUCAGGGUAUGCAGUGCCCCCGCUCCCAGCCAGUUUGCCGGGUGCACCCAUGGCAACGCCGGCGCCCGAGAACGCCACCCCACAUUCAGCGGAACGAGUGAUGGAGGCCCUGUCCGGGGGUCCUCCCACUUAUGGACCGGAGCCAGGGCUCUCGGAUCAGACGUACUACUUGGAAGCGCGACCCUUCAAUCUGCAACGACCCACGGAGGGUGAGGACUACCUGUUUGGGCGCGACUUUGGCGAAUUCGACGGGAUGACGGGAGAUUUACUCAGCUUCGAUUAUCUUUUUUAGACCA